Molecule: messenger RNA, 2592 nt
Organism: Manis javanica (Malayan pangolin)
Lineage: Eukaryota; Metazoa; Chordata; Mammalia; Pholidota; Manidae
Source: RefSeq, a predicted model, not a curated record
UGGAAUUGGAAUUUGGCAAAAUGCUGAAUGAAAGCAAUCUGAGGCGGUCCUCGAUUCACCUUGCUAGAAAAUUCACCUCCAGAGAGUGGAGAGUAUGACAAGAGGAAUACUACCCUAGACACCACUCUGCCCACAGAGGAAGUGAAGUCAAGAUGGCCAAAGUCCCUGACCUCUUUGAAGACCUGAAGCACUGCUACAGUGAAAAUGAAGACUACAGUUCCGAAAUUGACCAUCUCUCUCUAAAUCAGAAAUCCUUCUAUGAUGCAAACUAUGACCCACUUCAUGAGGACUGCAGGGAUAAAUUUAAGUCUCUGAGUACCUCUGAAACCUCUGCCUCAUCCGAGAUUACCUUCAGUGAGAGUAUGGUGGUGGUGACAGCCAGUGGGAAGGUUCUGAAGAAGAGACGGUUGAGUUUAAAUCAGUUCAUCACCAACGAUGACCUGGAAGCCAUUGCCAGUGACACAGAAGAAGAAAUCAUCAAGCCAAGAUCGGCACCUUACACCUUCCAGAACAACGUGAAAUACAACUUUAUGAGGGUCAUCAAGUCCCAAUUCAUCCUGAAUGAUGUCCUCAAUCAAAGCAUUGUUCGAGUCACAUGGGGUCCAUACCUCUCAGCGACUGCAUUACAAAAUAUGGAAAAUGCAGUGAGAUUUGACAUGGGUGCUUAUACUUCAGAAGAUGAUUCUAAACUUCCUGUGACUCUAAGAAUCUCAGAAACCUGGCUAUUUUUGAGUGCUCAAAAUAAAUAUGAGUCUGUACUGCUAAAGGAGAUGCCUGAGACACCCAAAACCAUCAAAGAGGAGAGCAACCUCCUCUUCUUCUGGGAGAGGUAUGGCAAGAAAGACUACUUCACAUCAGCGGCACAUUCAAAGCUACUUCUUACCCCAAUCGAAGGAAAACUGGUGCACUUCUGAGUAGUUCAUGAAUUCUAUUCUCUCUGCUUGUAUUUCUCUUUUUAUUUGUCUUUUCUUUUUUGGUCUGUUCUCUGUUUAUCAUGUCUCCUAAGCAUGAAGUACUUUCUGGUUCUUAAUUCCUUUGCUUACCAAGGGUCAUUAAAAUAGAGUUGUGGUCAAAAAUCAAAAGAAAAGCUAGAAAAUACAGUUGGGAUUAUGCAUGCAUCAACACCCAUAUGUGUUCGCAGGUUCCCUCUUCUCACUUGUAUGGGAAGGGCAGCUGCUGACUCGGCCAGCCAGUCACCCAGCAGAGGGAGCAUCCUGAGGAUUGUCUAAGAGAAGCCCCCAGGCCGGCAGUGUAGGAUUCCUGGGACCGGAAGCAGGGUGGUGGUUCUGGAUUCGCAGCACAGAGUGGCCAGAGUAAGUGCUGGGAGGCUGUGCUCGUGAGAGUAAGAACUCAGACCUCAGAGUGUGGCCAUGACCUGCAGAGCCUGGGGUCAGGACCUGUGAUCAAAGAGCCAUGAGGUCCUGAGUUGGCUUUCAGUCAGGAAGCUUCACUUCAUCCAUGGGUACCCUGCUUUCCUGUAGAUUGGGACCCAUCUCCUGCCUUCAAACUUCGCAAAUAUUAUUAUCCUAACCUUGACAAAAGAAUAUCUGACAAAGAUAGCUUGUAAACACUGAACUAGAGAUCACAUACAUAAUAGUAAUGAAAAUGCUAUUUCAUACUGAUUAUCUAGAAAUGUCACAUGAUGCUACCUGCCUUCCUAGGCCCUUCAGUUCACGUACUCAAGACCAGUGACCACACUUGGCCCCAUAAGAUAAUGUGACCAAUAACCUCAGUCAGGGUAUGUGAGAGACAGCCAAACAGGCAGGGUGACAGACUAGCAAUUCCUGGGGCAAACACACAAUCAGCUGUAACCCAGGGGCAUGAACAUAUGAGUGUCCCUCUAAAACAUCGCAGCAGCCCAGGUCCCCUGUCACAAAUACCCAGCCCUGAUGGAGUUUCCACCACUAGUACAUACUCAAGUCAUGGGUCAGGAUUUAGGACCCUCAGAGGGACAGGUACCUGAAGAAAAUGUAGCAGAGGAUUUCAGUGCUUACCCAUGUUUUAUAAGCUUGUCAUGUUUCUGGAAAUGCUGAAUACUCAAGGUAUCAAUAGAUAUCAGGGUCCAUCAUCAUAUCUUAAAAACCAGGUAGAUUUUUUUCUAAUUCAUGUCUGAGACAAAGGGAUGUGAUGAUCUCCAGUGCAACAUUGCGAUAUUCAUUUUAAAAUGUCAACAUGGUCUUAGAACAAACUGCAAUACAUAUUUUGCUGAAAUACUUAUCUUCAUGAAUUUCAGAAUUAACUAGAAUCAAACCCAGAAUUCUUUAAGAAUGAGUAUAUAUAAUAUAUAUAAGCUUCCUACCUAUAUCUUAGUAUGUUCUGUACAGUUAAUCCUGAAAGGAAAAGACAAUGUGAGCCCAGGGAACAAACGCCAUCUAUUUUUUAAUGUCCUCUUGGGCAAUGGAAGAAGCAAUUAUGCAUAUAAUUAUACAUAGACUAAUCACUGAGGAAAACCCAGCUUUCAGAUGGGAGCUCAGAAUGACAUCAAUUAGCUGAAACUGCAUAACUUAGUCCUUUGGAGCCAACCCCAGCCAGUUGGGAUCUUUUAUUAUUAUUGUUGUUGUUAAGGUAUCAUUGAUAAAGACUCUUACGAAC